AUGUGUUCUGUGGGAAGCCCCAGCUGUAACCCUGAGGGUCAGGAGUUGCAGAGGCUGGGGCCAAGAGCCUGGGACAACCCAGCUUACAGUGGGCCCCCCUCACCACCUGCAUCCCUGAAGAUCUGCACCAUCUCUGGUCCUUUACCAAGUCAGCCUGGAGAGAAGCCCAAAGGUGGGCCCCUCAAGAGGGCACCUCAAGAAUCAGGCAUGGACUGCUGUCGCCACAUGUGUUUCCACAUCUGUCGUGGCAUCCGAGGUCUUUGGGGUACGACACUAACAGAGAAUAUGGCGGAAAACAGAGAACUUUAUGUCAAGACCACCCUGAGGGAGCUGCUGGUGUAUGUGGUGUUUCUAGUGGAUAUCUGCCUGUUGACUUAUGGAAUGACCAGUUCCAGUGCUUAUUACUACACCAAAGUGAUGUCAGAACUCUUCUUACAAACCCCAUCUGCUACUGGAGUCUCCUUCCAGACCAUCACCAGCAUGAAAGACUUCUGGGGCUUUGCCCAGGGCCCAUUGCUUGACAGUCUUUAUUGGAACAAGUGGUAUAACAACCAGAGCCUGGGCCAGAGCACACACUCAUUCAUCUACUAUGAGAACCUGCUCCUGGGUGUUCCAAGGCUGCGGCAGCUCAAAGUGAGGAACAAUUCAUGUGCCGUGCAUGAAGAUUUCCAAGAGGACAUCCUGGGCUGUUAUGAUGUCUACUCCCCAGACAAGGAGGAGAAGCUCCCUUUUGGACCCCUCAAUGGCACCGCGUGGACAUACCAUUCAGAGGAUGAACUGGGGGGCUCCUCUCACUGGGGCCAGCUUACGAGCUACAGCGGUGGUGGCUAUUACAUGGACCUACCAGGGCCCCGGGAGGCUAGUGCCAACGUUCUGCGUGGCCUGAAAGAUGGGCUGUGGCUGGACCGGGGCACCCGUGUUGUCUUCAUUGAUUUCUCUGUCUAUAAUGCCAACAUCAACCUCUUCUGUGUGCUGAGGCUAGUGGUGGAGUUCCCAGCCACAGGAGGGGCUGUUCCGUCCUGGCAAAUCCGCACUGUAAAGCUGAUCCGCUAUGUGAGCUCCUGGGACUUUUUCAUCGUGGGAUGCGAGAUUGUCUUCUGCGUCUUCAUCUUUUACUAUGUGGUGGAGGAGGCAUUGGAGCUGAGGAUUCACAAGCUCCAUUAUCUGAGCAGUGUUUGGAACAUCCUAGAUAUGGUGGUCAUCCUGCUCUCCAUUAUGGCUGUGGGCUUCCACGUGUUCCGUACCCUAGAAGUGAAUCGCCUUAUGGGGCACCUCCUACAGCGGCCAACUGACUAUGCUGACUUUGAGUUCCUGGCUUUCUGGCAGACACAGUAUAACAACAUGAAUGCCGUCAACCUGUUCUUUGCUUGGAUCAAGAUAUUCAAAUACAUCAGUUUCAAUAAGACGAUGACUCAGCUCUCAUCCACCCUUGCCCGCUGUGCCAAGGACAUCCUAGGCUUUGCAGUCAUGUUCUUCAUCGUCUUCUUUGCUUAUGCCCAGCUGGGCUUCCUGCUCUUUGGGACCCAAGUGGAAAACUUCAGCACUUUUGUCAAGUGCAUCUUUACUCAGUUCCGGAUCAUCCUUGGAGACUUUGACUAUAAUGCCAUUGACAAGGCCAACCGAGUCCUGGGCCCUGUAUAUUUUGUCACCUACGUCUUCUUUGUGUUCUUCGUGCUCCUGAACAUGUUCCUGGCCAUCAUCAAUGACACAUACUCUGAGGUGAAGGAGGAGCUGGCUGGACAGAAGGACGAGCUGCAGCUCUCAGACCUCCUGAAACAGGGUUACAACAAGACUCUUCUGAGGCUGCGCCUGAAGAAGGAGCGGGUCUCAGAUGUGCAGAGGGUUCUCCAGGGCGGGGAGCGACAGCUCCAGUUCGAGGAUUUCACUAACACCUUGAGGGAACUGGGACACGCUGAGCAUGAAAUCACUGAGGUCACAGCAGCUUUCACCAGGUUUGACAGAGAUGGCAAUUGUGUGCUGGAUGCGGAGGAGCAGGAGAGGAUGCGGCAGGACCUAGAGGAGAAGCAGGUGGCUCUCAGUGCUGAGAUCCAGACCUUGGGCCAGUCCCUUAGAGGAAGCCAGAAGAAUGAGGUUCAUGCAGAGAGAGCCCAAGGAAGCCUCUGGGUCUCUGGAGAGGAAUUCCACAGACUCAAGAACCGGGUCGAGCAGAUUGAAAAUGUUUUGGGGAACAUCAUAUCCCAGGUGGAUGCUGCUGGUUCAAAGGUGAAGGCCCUGGAGAGGAAGGAGCCAUACCCCUCCCCUUCUGGAAAAGGAGAACAGUCUGCCUGGGAGCAGCUUCAGUCACCUCCAAUGCUGACCCUGACCCCAACCUUGACUUUGACUCCAGGGCUAGGCCCCUGGGAAGCCCAGGAUAGGGAGAGAGCUGGAGACACAGGGCUGUCACAGCAACUGUCUCCAUCCCAGGCCUCACCACAAAUGGCCUUCUCAGAAGACCUCUCUCAAGACACUAUCCAUUUCUAG
Molecule: messenger RNA, 2481 nt
Organism: Trichosurus vulpecula (common brushtail)
Lineage: Eukaryota; Metazoa; Chordata; Mammalia; Diprotodontia; Phalangeridae
Gene: PKD2L1
Product: polycystin 2 like 1, transient receptor potential cation channel
Exons: 15
Coding region: 1-2481 (826 amino acids)
Biological process (GO): potassium ion transmembrane transport; detection of mechanical stimulus
Cellular component (GO): membrane
Molecular function (GO): calcium channel activity; muscle alpha-actinin binding; sodium channel activity
Source: RefSeq, a predicted model, not a curated record